AUGGCCGUUCGAGCCAGCAACGCGUUUCUACGACCUUACAGCGUCAGAGCAUUUAUACUGCCCUAUAAACAGACUUGGCACUCUAUUUCACAGGCGCAAAGACGUAUUACAACACGCAUGGAACCUAGCAGAGUCCGGUACAAAUUUGUGGAAGAAGUUGAGCGCUUGGACUAUUAUGUUCCUGGAGGUUACCAUCCAGUCACAAUUGGAGAUGAAUUUUGUUCAGGUCGAUAUAUUAUCGCUCAUAAGCUCGGGUUCGGUCGAUCUGCCACAACCUGGCUGGCAGAAGAUAGAAGACAAAGCCGACUUGUUGCCCUCAAGAUAUUAACCGCAGAAUCGGCUGAGCGAACUCAUGAGAUACAGGUUCUUUCACAGUUAGCUAGAGCUAAAUCCGAGCUCUCUGGGCGGAAUACUCCACAGAAAGUGCUUGACUCUUUUACAUUCUGUGGGCCAAAUGGUACGCAUUUGUGUUUAGUCACAGAAGCUGCUAGAAUUAGCAUCCACGAAGCGAAGGAUGCUGCGUAUCACCGACUUCUCCAUCUCCCUGCCGCUCGAGCUAUCGCCUCACAACUUAUACUUGGUCUGCAAUUUAUCCAUUCUCAAGGCAUCGUUCAUGGUGAUCUCCAUCUUGCAAAUAUUCUCCUUCGCUUGCCGUCAGAGAUGCAAGAUAUGACGAUUAAGCAGCUAUAUGCUAGAACCGGUGAACCGGUGAAAGAGCAAGUUGUUCGUGAGGAUGGCGCACCCCUAGAUAUAGGAGUUCCUUCAGAAGUUAUUGUCCCAGCUUGGCUUGGGCUCGGUAGUGAUGAGAUUUCCCUAGUAGACUCUGCCAUUAUGAUUGCAGAUUUUGGAGAAGCCUAUAAUCCUCGAGUGACGAAGCAGUUUAUUGCCCAUACACCACUCUUGCUUGCGCCUCCAGAAUCACGUUUCGCGGGCUCCACGGAAUUCGAUGAGCCUCUUUCUUUCUCGGGGGAUAUAUGGACGCUUGGAUGCACUAUCUGGGAUAUUUUUGGAUCCGCCCCCCCGUUUGAAGCCUUCCCAGCCACGUUAGAUGGAGUUACAAUCGAACAGGUCGAGAUGCUUGGUAAACUUCCUGAUCGGUGGUGGAGUAAGUGGGAAGAAAGAAGUAAUUGGUUUGACGAAGAUGGACGUAAAAAUGUGAAAGAAUAUCUUCGUCAGUGGUACGGUAAUAGUACUAGGAACUGGAUUCAACGGUUUACGGAAUAUAUACACAACCCAAGAGAGAGGAAGAGGUUUGAUACCUUUUCAGCGGAGGAGGAGAAUGCGUUCUGUGACAUGAUAAAGUCGAUGUUAGUCCUUGAGCCAAGCAAAAGAGCCACGAUUGAAGACAUAGUGGGAUGUGAGUGGAUGCGAAAAUGGGGACUGCCAGAGGUGCAGAGAAUGCAAGAUGCAAAAUCUUGA
Molecule: messenger RNA, 1419 nt
Organism: Microsporum canis CBS 113480
Lineage: Eukaryota; Fungi; Ascomycota; Eurotiomycetes; Onygenales; Arthrodermataceae
Product: protein kinase domain-containing protein
Exons: 2
Coding region: 1-1419 (472 amino acids)
Biological process (GO): spliceosomal complex assembly; protein phosphorylation; regulation of mRNA processing
Molecular function (GO): protein kinase activity; ATP binding
Source: RefSeq, a predicted model, not a curated record